AUGCCAUUUCGUGUCUAUCGUGGUGCUAGACUCAGCAAGAAUGAGGUGGAAGAGUUGCGUGUCGGUACAUUGGUAGCAACUAAUGGAUAUAUGUCGUCUUCGAUACAUUUAAAUGUUGCUCAACUAUUCAUUAGUAUUGAUCCAACGACUGGUAUGUCACCUAGUCGAAGUCGUGAUGAUAAGCAACAAUUUGUUUUAUUCGAAAUUGAUAUUAAUUUGACUGAUUCGUCUGAAAUAAUUGUGGCUGAUGUGUCUGAUUAUAGCGCUGUACCAGACGAGAAAGAGCUACUCUUCGAUUUAGGUACUACUUUUAUUAUUACCAACACAGAGUAUGAUAUUGAACAUUAUUUAUGGCACAUUAGAAUGGUUUCAUCAUCCGAAAUGGCUCAACUUCGUCAAGAUUAUAGUGCAUAUAUUAACAGACGUUUGACUGAUACAUCUCCAACAAUGAUGUUUGGUCAUCUUUUAUCCGAUAUAUCAAGUGAUUACUCUGCAGCUAUGAAUUAUUUUUAUCGUCUAUUGCGAACAAUAUCUGUGGAUGAUGAGGAUCAUCCCACUAUAUAUUUUUAUUUAGCACGACUUUAUCGAUUUAUAGGCAAACAUAAGAAAGCCAUUGAAUAUUUCCAACGUGCUCUGCUGCUACAAAAACCAAAAUUACCGCAAUCAAGCAUGGCUUACGGACGUGCAUUGGCCGGACUUGCUACUACCUAUUCAGAAAUGGGAGAAUCGACACGAGCCGUACUUCUCUACGAAAGAGCAAUGGCCAUCCAUCGCGCUUUUCUACCAUCCGAUCAUAUUGAAAUGAUUAUGGAUUCAAAUCGACUCGCCUAUGCUUACUGGCAAGAGAAACAAUAUGAACGCGCACUUGCUCACCUUUCCAGUGCAUUAACAUUCUACAGGCAAAAGAUGCCAGUUGAUCAUCCAGGUCAAGCACAAGCAUUGCACACAAUGGGUUUGGUUCAUCAUACCCUAGGCAAUCGAGAACAAGCACUUGAUUAUUACACGAAAGCGUUACACAUGCGUCAAUCACUCUUAUCAAACGAUCAUCCAUUUGUUGCUCGCACAUAUUAUCAGAUGAGUCUAUUGCAUGCAGAACAGGAUGAUGAGCGUACCAUAGCACUUGACUAUGCUCAAAGAGCAUUAAACAUUCGUUAUCGAAAACUACCACCUAAUCAUAAGGAACUCAACCAAUCAAUUGAACUUGUUAAACGACUAUCUCAAAAGAAAUAG
This is a messenger RNA of Rotaria sordida, 1230 nucleotides long. NCBI's taxonomy places the organism in Eukaryota, Metazoa, Rotifera, Eurotatoria, Philodinida, Philodinidae. The record is from the annotation of a GenBank genome assembly.